This is a messenger RNA of Rotaria sp. Silwood2, 1149 nucleotides long. NCBI's taxonomy places the organism in Eukaryota, Metazoa, Rotifera, Eurotatoria, Philodinida, Philodinidae. The record is from the annotation of a GenBank genome assembly.
AUGCCACAAGUUGUUGCUUUAGAAACUUAUUGUCUUGAAAAUUCAAAUAAAUUAACACGACCAGGUUUUGAAACAUUCUUAAGUACUGAUGAAAGUCGUAGACCAACAGUCAUUGAUAAACGUCAAGCUAAACGUCUCUAUCGUUUACAAAGUAUACCUAAUGUCAAUACUCGUCUUUAUUUGGAUAAUUCAGAUGUUGGUAAUGAAACAAAACAAGAUUUUGAAAGUAUUGUACGUAAACAAAUAGAUGAAAGUUCUAUUCAACCAUCUACGAAAGUUUAUCAUCGACCAUUGGAUGUAUCGAAUAAAUCGUUGGCAAAAUUUUCAUUUGGAAAAAUUCGUCAUGAUCCUCAACAGAUCAUACCAAGUCAAAUUACAACAGUACGUAAUCAUCCGGCAGCUAUUACUAUCCUUCGACAUGAGCAAGGUCCUAAUAAUGAAAUUGUACCUCGUUUUACCGAUCGAUUAGUUUUAGAUCAAACAAUUCGUAAUCGAUUAAAUUCUAAUUGUGCAUUAAAUCGUACAGAAGAUUGUAAACAAACAGAUGAUGAUCUUCAAAAUCGAUCACUUCAAUCUAAUCUUACAUAUAAUCCAAAACAACAACAAGAAUUAAAUCGCAAUGCAAUCGCUCAUCAUUUUAUUUAUACAUCAAUGCAACAAGCUGCUUUUGAUGAAAUACCAUGGGAUUCAAAAUUACCACCAAAAUUACCAGUACCAUUAACAACUUAUGAAGUAAAUGGUAGUGAUCCAUUAUUAAAAUCUAAAAGUCAUUUAUCAUUUCUUGAUACACGUACAUGUAAUAUUCUUCAAUGGGAUCGUGUACAAUCACGAAAUAUUCAUUACAAUCGAAAACCUUUUAAUAAUGUUGCACCAUUAUCACGUGCACAACAGAUACCAGGUUAUGCAGGUUCAAUUGGUGGUUAUAAUCUACAAGAUAUUGAUAAUCCAGAUAUUGAUUAUAAACCUUAUACAGUACUUCGCACUGAACAACCAAAAUUUUCGUUAAAUCCCUUUUUGUCGUUACCAUCACCACUACCACAUGAACCUUCUUCAGAUAUUGCUGAUAGUUCACCAUUGUCAUCAUAUACUCAAAUUGGUAUAUCACCUCUAUUAUCAUCAUUACAUGUUGCUGGUCAUCGUCCAUCUUAA